Molecule: messenger RNA, 2546 nt
Organism: Ostrinia furnacalis (Asian corn borer)
Lineage: Eukaryota; Metazoa; Arthropoda; Insecta; Lepidoptera; Crambidae
Product: proton-coupled amino acid transporter-like protein CG1139
Exons: 9
Coding region: 196-1578 (460 amino acids)
Biological process (GO): amino acid transmembrane transport
Cellular component (GO): vacuolar membrane
Molecular function (GO): L-amino acid transmembrane transporter activity
Source: RefSeq, a predicted model, not a curated record
CGCAUCCGGAGCGCGGCCCGGAUCCCGCGCCCACUCGACUAUUAUCCUCCACAUACGAUAAUUGCAUGUUAAGCCUUAUUCCAAUGGCUGUGUAUUUUGAAAGCUUCUAUGAAAGCGAUCGGUCGGCCUGACGCGGACGGGAGCACAGGCCGGCUGUGUCAGUGUGUGGAGUGCCAGUGACCGCUGUUGCAGGCCAUGGACCCGGAGAGCAAGGCGGAGACGCUGUGCCUGCAGCCGGUGGCCGACCACGCCGCGCCGCUGCACAAAGAAGAAGAUGAUUACGAUCCCCACGUCCACAGGCAACUUCCUAAACCAACCAACAACUUGGAGACGCUGGUGCACCUGCUGAAGUGCAGCCUGGGCACGGGCAUCCUGGCCAUGCCGCAGGCCUUCGCGCGCGCCGGGCUCGUCACCGGCGUCGUGGCCACCGUGCUGGUGGGCGCGCUCGUCACGCACUGCCUGCACGUGCUGGUGCGCGCGCAGUACGGCGCGUGCAAGCGGCUGCGCGUGCCGCUGCUGUCGUACCCGGCGGCCAUGGCGGCGGCGCUGCAGGCCGGCCCGCCCGCGCUGCGCCGCCUGGCGCGGCCCUCCACCGUCACCGUCGACGUCUUCCUCGUCGUCUACCAGCUCGGCAUCUGCUGCGUCUACAUCGUCUUUAUCGCUGACAACAUUAAAAAGGUGGUGGACACGCAGUACGAGAUGAGCACGGAGGUGCACAUGCUGAUCAUCCUGGGCCCGCUGAUCGCGUUCAACCUGAUCCCGUCGCUGAAGCUGCUGGCGCCGUUCUCGGCGCUGGCCAACGUGCUGACGUUCGCGGGGCUCGGCAUCGUGGUGUACUACCUGGUGACCGGCGAGCGCUCAUCCGAGCCGCUGGACCUGUGGGGCUCGCCGCACACCUUCCCGCUGUUCUUUGGGACCAUACUGUUCGCGCUCACUGCUGUAGGAGUGGUGAUCGCGCUGGAGAACAACAUGAAGACCCCGAAGGCGUUCGGCGAGCCGUGCGGCGUGCUCAACGUGGGCAUGAGCAUCAUCGUGCUGCUGUACGUGGCCAUCGGCGCGCUGGGCUACGUGUACUGCGUGGCCGACUGCAGCGACUCCAUCACGCUGGACCUGCCGCCCGGCCCGUUGGCGUCGUCGGUGAUCAUCAUGUUCGCGGUGGCCAUCUUCAUCAGCUACGGGCUGCACUGCUACGUGCCGGUGGAGGUGGUGUGGCGCGGCUACCUGCUGCCGCGCCUGCAGGCGGCCGGCUCGCGGCACCUGCGCCUGGCCGAGUACGCACUGCGCGUGGGCCUGUGCCUGCUCACCUUCGUGCUGGCGGUGGCGGUGCCGCGGCUGGGGCUGUUCAUCUCGCUGUUCGGCGCGCUGUGCCUGUCGGCGCUGGGCAUCUGCUUCCCGGCCGUGAUGGAGGCGUGCCUGAACGUGGCGCGCCGCGGCCCGCGCCUGCAGCUGGCCAAGGACGCGCUGCUGUUCGUGGUGGGCGUGGUGGGGCUGGUGGCCGGCACCUACACCGCGCUGCUCAGCAUCGUGCGCUCCUUCCAGCCCGAGCCCGUGCUCGCCGACGCCCACGCCCACGCCUAGGCCCGUGCGGCCGAUGCCUUCCGUAACGCUUUCCAUAUACAAACUAUUUACAUUAGCUGUAAGUAGAUAAACUCAAUUUUGUUCACCCAAUGUAAGUGCCUCUGCUACUGUUGCCUCCUUGUGAGUAGACAAGUUAGCUAUUGUAAAAUUUUGUAGGUAAAUUAUAUUAUUGAACAAACCAGUUAUUAUCUCCACCUAUAGCAUAAUUUUAUCAUACUUUUUGUAUUAAAGUAAUUAUUGUUACUAAUUAUCAUACUGUAGACCUAGUGCAUAUAAGUUUUUGUAUAGUUGUGUCAAAAACAUCUGGUUAUUACAACCGGUUUUUGGAACCGUUUCUUUGAUUGUGUUGAAAUUGGCGCAUUCAUUUUUUUUGUCUUUUUAUUUAAGGAGCUUUGUGAAAAUUCAAUUUGACUGAAACAUUUAAAAAGGUUUAACAGCACGAGUGUUCCAAUGGCCUCGUGAAUGGCCAAGCGCGCUCGCUGACCCAGCUGCUGCGGGUCCCCACACGAGCCGGUGAAUGAUGAUGAAGAAGCCGACUCCUUGCCCAGGCCCAUGCGGCGCCGCGGCCGUGGCUGUUGGCUCGGCCGCUGUUGCUGUUGAAUGACCGCGCUGCCACUAUUUAUUAAUUACAUUUCGUGUUUGUUCAUCGUUCAUGGGAAUAUGUGAACUAUUGCAGCAUGUAAAAAGUAGAGUUCCAUUAAGUGUAUAAUUCUUUACUACCGAAACGACUCCGCUCAAAUAUUGUAGAUUUAUUCGAAUGAUUCCGGUAUCAUACCACGUAUCUAAGAAUUCAUGAAGUUGCUACAUAGUGCAUGUUAUUGGGCGAUAGAGCAUUAGUAGUAGUAAAAUGAAAGAACCAAAAUAUAACUUGUUUUAAGUCUAAUGAGAUGACGGGAUGCGUGUUCAUUAAAGGUCAAUUUUAUAGCAGACAAGACAGUUUCAUAUUUUUACAUUUGGAGCAAAUUGCG